ACUCCAAAAGCAUAUGACAAGGACAUGACAUCAAAGAAAAUUGUCCAUGGAUCUCUCCUAAUACCAAUAUGAAUCUCUCAAACAUGUUUCCGUGCAAAAUACGAUUCAUCAUCGUAAUUAAGCAACGCAAAUCUUUCUCUCUAUCUCUGUCUUUGCGUCUAUCUCACCUUUAAUUUCAUCUCUUAUUACUCCUUUACCUUUCUUUCAUCCCAUCCAUGAAGAAUCUACUGUUUUGCCGAACCUCGAGAAUUCCUGUAGAUUUGGAUUGGUUUCACAAAAUCACCUUGAUUAUCUGUUCGAUUUGGCAGUUUUAGAUUUUGUGUUUAUUGAAAGUUGCUUCUUGAGUUAGGUCAUUACUUGAGUAAUGGCGGAUUUUCAGAUUCGGAGAAAAUUAGUAUCUGAUCGGGAACCUAGCAGUUUAAUUAAUCAUCGAAUUCAGGCGGAUUCGGUUUGCAAGCACCGGAAACUAAAUUCUGAUAAUCUACCAGAGAUGAAAUGGUGGCUGCAUGUGAAAAGUAAUAUGGAGUGUGAAGCUAAUUAUUCCUGCAAGACGGAGGAGUUUGGUGCCUUCGAGUUUCUUGAUGGAAAUGUUAAGAAUGGCGAAGAUCAGUCUAUUAUUGACUUUGAUGGAAGUGAUCAUUUAUCGGUAGAUCAGCCACGGAAUGUAUCUUCUACCUGUAUGAAAAACAACAAUAGCAGAAUGCGGAAAAUUGAGGCUUUGUUGAAUAAUGAUUUACAUUUUAGUCCCAGGAAGAAAGACCGGGAGGAGUUUGGAUUUUCGGAUGGUCAUUUUAUGGACUGCGAUGAUUCUGAAUUCUCAGUCUCUGAGAAAACCGCAACAGGUUUGAUGGGAAACGAGAAACCCGGGCCUUGGUGGCGUAGUGCUGGAAAGGAUGAGUUGGCUUCCUUGGUUGCUCAGAAGUCACUUGAGCAUGUGGAAAAUUGUGAUCUCCCUCGUCCUCAGCCUAAGCAUUUCGGGCAGAGAUUCUCAAAGGGUGUCGAUAUUGAUCGUGAUGAGAUAAAAUCAUCGUCUAUAAACCAGAAAGCCGAGACUUGUUCUUCCAGUGCAGAUGGUUAUACAUCAGGAACACCUAAUUCAAGUGCUCAUUUCAGUUCUGGCCAGAGCAAAGAUUCUGGUUCAAGCGACAAAGAUUGUCAAACAAAUUCUGAGAAUGGUAGCAUUACUGAGCUGUUAGAAGCAUUGUGUCAUUCGCAAACAAGAGCAAGAGAGGCUGAGAAAGCAGCGCAACAAGCUUACAACGAGAAGGAGCAUAUCGUGAGUCUUUUCUUUAAACAAGCUUCUCAGCUCUUUGCAUAUAAGCAAUGGUUCUACAUGCUGCAGCUUGAGAAUCUCUGUCUUCAACUCAGAAACAAAAACCAACCAUUGUUAAGUCUCUUUCCACACAGGGGAAAGCGGUUUAAGAAAAAUCAUGGCAGGGCUGAAAAGAAAAAGAUUAGUAAUAGAGAAUGUGGAAUUAGAAAAUGCGUCGUCGCGUUUGCGGUGGGUUUGAGUCUUGUUAGUGCAGGUUUGCUUCUUGGUUGGACCAUGGGAUGGAUGUUUCCGUCGAUGUAAAUAUAAUGACAUCUUGAUUGAGAUAUUGACUAAGGCUGUUUGAGUGCUUCUGCUAUGCUCUUCUGGAGUUUGAGUUCUGUUGUGAUGAUAUGAUCAAAAGAGUAUAUAUAUGUUAUGUGAUGUUGUCCAUUGUUUCCAUUUCCAUCAUUUGUAAAUAUUUCUCGUUGGUUGAGACCUGUUUGUAUAGAUUUAAAGAUUACAUUUGUGUAGAAGAAUGUGUAUAAUGUGCCAUGUAAAGUUUUCUAUGUUCAUGUUUGUCUGAUCA
This is a messenger RNA of Lathyrus oleraceus (garden pea), 1838 nucleotides long. RefSeq lists its product as uncharacterized. The coding region runs from base 365 to 1573 and encodes 402 amino acids. The transcript is spliced from 3 exons. The record is from RefSeq and is a predicted model, not a curated record. NCBI's taxonomy places the organism in Eukaryota, Viridiplantae, Streptophyta, Magnoliopsida, Fabales, Fabaceae.